AUGGGACUGGGAGGAGGAAAUGGUAGUGAAGAUGAAGAAGGGGAACAUCGAGUUAAUAGGGAAAAAGGAAAAGCAAUCCUAGAAGAUGAAAUGGAGGAGGAUUAUAAAGAAAACAGAGAAAUUUAUAUGAUGAUUGAAAAUUGUUAUGAUAGUGAUGAUCCCCGAGACAGAGAAAUCUUGAAGACUAUGCUUGCCUACCGACUAGACAAUAGUGUCAUUCCCGAAAUUAAACAAUUGCACGAAUUCAUCAAGAAUGAGAGUAUAUUUGAAAUUUCUGCUGAAGAAUUGAGCAUCAAAGUAUUGAUAUUGCAGGAAAAGUUCAAUCUUAUUGUGAAAGAGAAGGGUCUAAGACCUGCAUUUGAUGAACUCUAUUAUCAAGAGAUGUUUGAUCUCUCAAAGCAAAUAUGGGGAAAAUUAAGCAUUUGUUUGUAUUUUCAAUUCAAGAAUCUGAAAUGUUACACGAACAAUUACUUCGGUUCUUCUGAAAAUCUGAUUAUCCCUGUUGCGUCCAUUGCUUGCAACACUUCAAAAGUAGUAACUAUCAGAAGGCAAAUGCAUGAAAAUCCAGUACCAAGCUCAAAAAUGAGCCCACGAAUUCAAGAUUGGUCUACUCAAAAGAGCCACCAUCUUGCAGGGCAUUGGGCUGCACCAAAUAUAACAAUUGAGAUGCCCCAAGAAGGGUCUGACAAUGAAGACUUGGUAGAUGAUCAAGAAACAAAUCAAGAAGAUGGUGAUGAUCAUCAAGAAGAAGAGAAUCGUCAAGAAGGAGAUGGUAAUGAUCAAGAUGAAGAAGUAAAUCAAGAAAACGAAAAGGAGGUCAUUCAUGGUGAUACCUCCUCCUCAGACUCGUUGGAAGAAGAAGGAGUAGAAGAGAGCCGCAAAAGGAGAAGAAAAUCCUCCACAGAGGAAAAAAAAGAAGAUGAUGAGAAAGAAGAUCAACAAGUGGAAGAGCAAGAACUACCACUUGCCUGA
Molecule: messenger RNA, 972 nt
Organism: Olea europaea var. sylvestris
Lineage: Eukaryota; Viridiplantae; Streptophyta; Magnoliopsida; Lamiales; Oleaceae
Exons: 6
Coding region: 1-972 (323 amino acids)
Biological process (GO): regulation of DNA-templated transcription
Cellular component (GO): nucleus
Source: RefSeq, a predicted model, not a curated record